Nicotiana tabacum (common tobacco) is the source of this 492-nucleotide messenger RNA. NCBI's taxonomy places the organism in Eukaryota, Viridiplantae, Streptophyta, Magnoliopsida, Solanales, Solanaceae. The record is from RefSeq and is a predicted model, not a curated record.
AUGGCGCGGUGUUACAUUCUGGCAUCUAUGUCGAAUGUUCUGCAAUAUCAGCAUCAGUCUAUGGAGCCUGCUUAUGACAUUCUGGAAAAUCUCAAAGAGAUGUUUGGAGAUCAGAACCGUGCGGCUAAGCAGACUGCCAUGAAAGCUCUUCUGAAUACCAAAAUAGUUGAAGGUUCAUCUGUUAGGGACUAUGUUUUGAAGAUGAUGAGUCUUCUGAAUAAAUUGGAGGUCCUUAGAGCUAACAUUGAUAAGGAUACGCAGGUUGAAAUGAUCCUGCAGACUCUACCUGACAGUUUUCAGCAGUUUUGCCUGAAUUAUAAUAUGAACAAAACGGAUUUGUCACUUGUGAAAUUACUGAAUGGACUGCAGUCAUCAGAGACUAUUAUCAAGCAACAAGCUCCUCCUGUGGCAUUAAAUUUUGAGGUAGGUUCUUCUUCUAAGCUGAGAGGCGGACAAAAGAAGAAAAAGGCUAAAAAAACCCUCUGUUGGUAG